AUGGCGCGCACCAGAAUGACAGCUCCAAGAGCUACUGGCGGGCUUGCCCCUCGUAAGGUUGUUUCAGCCAAAGUAAAGCCUGGGAUGGAGGAACUGCCUCACAACCUUCAAGCUGCAAAAGCUGCUACCGGUGGCGCAGUACCACCGCAAGUUCAAGAAAUGGCACGUUCUUAUCUGGAUGUCCAUCCAGAACCGUCACAGAAUGAAUUUUGCAUGCUUUGCCAAGAUGGUGCACACGGCGCAGGCCAUUGCAUCUACGAAUGCAAUGAAAAUGGCUGCCCUUGUGGUGUUUGUACGAACUGCAUAUCAAUCCCCAAUAUCUACCUACAAGAUGUGAUGCAGCCCAGUGUCGUCUUUCGCUGCAUCCAUUGUCAUACGGCUCGCGAUAACACGUCGAGGGAGGUCACACCAUAUUAUGGAUUUUAUAUGGAUAACAAACCUAUUCUCCCAUCAUUCCUGCCCAUCGUUGGCCAGCUGCAACUUUCUAAACGUUCCGAGAUAUCUGCGACCCCCAUCCUGAUUAUUCACUUCAAAUUGGUCGGCUUCGAAACUACUGCGACCCCCAUCGAUGCGGUCCACUCUUAUCUUUCACCUUACUUUCCGAAUGGCGGUCUCCGCCUCGUUGAAGUAGUGUUUGAUCUCGGUACUGCGCGAAAAGUAGAUACAUACUCUUGGAAGUGUGAGGCCCCUGUGAAAGAAAUAAUGGAGGGUCGCAACUACCAGAGAGUGUGUAUUGCGAUCACUGAUCAUACAAACGACGAUAACGGUGACCCCUUUCUUGGCUACGACAAAGAAACCAACGGCAGCUAUGUCGCUACCACUGUUCCUGACUUCAUGGAUACCCUACUUGACCUGUGGAGGGAGGUGUUCCAGCGCGCGAACAACACUACCCUAUUUUUCUUCAGCUGUGGAGCCCUCGUCAAUCAUCCCGAAAGUUUUGGCGGUUUGAGUCAGUGUGCUGGCAAGCACAAGCUUACAUCCAUAGUUGCAUUCACCGCCAAGCACUUCCAUUUGUCCAUGACCUAUCACUUUAUGACGACAUUUGCUCAACUCGUUCUUAUCGAAGGCUUUACCCUGCGCGAGGCUUUUCCCAGCAUCCUUGACCAAUCGGGACUGGGAAUGCAUACCGAACUCAUCCUGAUGACCAUGUCAACGGUCCCAUCUCGGGACAGCGCCUCGGACCCAGAGUGCACUCGUUACUCAUAUGCUCACACGAAGGCCCGUCCAUGGGGGUGCACACUUCCCAUGCAGUGUGCCCAGUGUGGGUGUCCGACUGUGUGGAAACGAAUCGAGGCCAAUGUCUCACAGAUGUCUGCGACCUUUCAGUGCUCAUUCAAAGAUUGUGGCAAAAAGGGUAACGGCAGACGAUCUCUCCCAAAGUCCACGUACACUUGCAAGGCUCCGAAGGGCUCUAAGUUACUUCCAGGAAAAAACCGAAAUGCUGGGUGGUUGGAGAUUCCUGUUUAUGCUGCGACUGGCUUUUUGCGGCAUGCAGAGUGA
Messenger RNA from Suillus plorans, 1500 nucleotides. RefSeq lists its product as uncharacterized. The transcript is spliced from 4 exons. Bases 1 to 1500 code for a protein of 499 amino acids. The record is from RefSeq and is a predicted model, not a curated record. Lineage: Eukaryota; Fungi; Basidiomycota; Agaricomycetes; Boletales; Suillaceae.